Messenger RNA from Oncorhynchus masou masou (cherry salmon), 10662 nucleotides. RefSeq names its product signal-induced proliferation-associated 1-like protein 1. Gene Ontology annotation, biological process: regulation of small GTPase mediated signal transduction; activation of GTPase activity. Gene Ontology annotation, molecular function: protein binding; GTPase activator activity. The record is from RefSeq and is a predicted model, not a curated record. The transcript has 26 exons. Gene Ontology annotation, cellular component: cytoplasm. The coding region runs from base 2551 to 8130 and encodes 1859 amino acids. NCBI's taxonomy places the organism in Eukaryota, Metazoa, Chordata, Actinopteri, Salmoniformes, Salmonidae.
GACUGCAUCCAAUUCGAAGAGGAGAGUUUUGGAGGCUAUUUUGUAAAUGACAUCUCCGAAGUCGAGGAUCGGUUGCAUGUUCAGUUUGAUGAGGGUAUGUUUGGCAGCAUGAGUGAAGGAUGCUUUGUUGCAAAAUAGGAAGCCAAUUCUAUAUUUCAUUAUGGAUUCUAGAUGCUUAAUGUGAGUCUGGAAGGAGAGUUUACAGUCUAACCAGACACCUAGGUAUUUGUAGUUGUCUACAUAUUCUAAGUCAGAACCGUCCAGAGUAGUGAUGCUGGACGGGCGGGCAGGUGCGGGCAGCGAUCGGUUGAAGAGCAUGCAUUUAGUUUUACUUGUAUUUAUUAAGAGCAGUUUGAGGCCACGGAAGGAGAGUUGUAUGGCAUUGAAGCUCGUCAAAAGGGUAGUUAACACAGUGUCUAAAUGUAACGGAUGUGAAAUGGCUAGCUAGUUAGCGGUGGUACGCGCUAAUAGCUUUUCAAUCAGUUAUGUCACUUGCUCUGAGACCUUGAAGUAGUAGUUCCCCUUGCUCUGCAAGGGCCAUGGCUUUUGUGGAGCGAUGGGUAACGAUGCUUCGUGGGUGUCAGUUGUUGAUGUGUGCAGAGGGUCCCUGGUUCACGCCCAGGUAUGGGCGAGGGGACGGACUAAAGCUAUACUGUUACAUUGAUGCUCUUGACCCGAAUCACUGGUUGCUGCGGAAAAGGAGGAGGUCAAAAGGGGCUGGAUGUGAAAUGGCUAGCUAGUUAGCGGUGGUGCGCGCGAAUAGCAUUUCAAUCGGUGACGUCACUUGCUCUGAGACCUUAAAGUAGUAGUUCCCCUUGCUCUGCAAGGGCCGCGGCUUUUGUGGAGCGAUGAGUAAUGAUGCUUCGUGGGUGACUGUUGUUGAUGUGUGCAGAGGGUCCCUGGUUCAAGCGAGGGGGACGGACUAAAGUUAUACUGUUACAUAAAGAAGGGCCAGAAGUAUACAGAACGGUGUCGUCUGCGUAGAGGUAGAUCAGAGACUCACCAGCAGCAAGAGCGACAUUAUUGAUGUAUACAGAGAAGAGAGUCGGCCCAAGAAUUGAACCCUGUGGCACCCCCAUAGAGACUGCCAGAGGUCCGGACAACAGGCCCUCCGAUUUGACACACUGAAAUCUAUCGGAGAAGUAGUUGGUGAAACAUGUGGUUUCCAUUUGUUUGAUACUGUUCCAUUUAUACCUGGGGUGGAUAUAAACCCUCCCCAGGUAUAAACCCUCAUCCCUUGAAUUACUUUUUACAUCGUAACAGCCAAAUAUCCCUUUCCCAAACAAGGGAGUGAUGAUCAGAGAGACAAAGUCCACUUUGCACAUGUUUGGUCCGUCUACUUGCCAUUGUUUUCAAAGACACCUUUCUGUCUGCAGUCCAAACACGUUAUUUUUUUACCCUCUCAGCCAAUUUCCCUUGGUGGAAUUCCCGGAUACAGUUUGAACGCCAUCUUAAGUGGAGGUCCAAUUCACGAACGUAAACCCCUAGGCCCUCGAUUAAAGUAGUAAAACAGAAAGCAAUAUUGACCUAUUACAAGUAAUUUCGGUACCAUUAGCUAAAUUAGACCUACCAGUGAACAGCUGAGAUGUCAAAGCACCAUCAGUGCAAAGUGAAAGCAACGGGGUGAUGUUGUUGUUGUUGAUGGCAUAUCAUCCGUUUGUAAUUCUGGCACCAUAAUGUUUCCAAUAACUUUCCUUUGAUUUGAACUGAAAAGAAACGCUAAAACUACCGAAAAACUAAAAUGCAUUUGGAGGUAUUCAUGGCUCUCCAGCAUACAUGGCCAAUGUAGCUGGCUGCUGUUGUUGCCAGAGCAACGGGACGGGUCCCCAUCCUUUGCCAAUCAGCGUUCGUUUCCUUCCUGCUCAUCGCGAGAGCUUUGUACUGUGUUUGAUUGAAGAGUUGCAGUGACCUCAUCCCUCCAGCAGCUGCUGCGACGAGGACCUCUUUUCCUGCAACUUUUUGUAUGAACUUCGAAGUUGAACAAUCGCAAAAGGAAGCAGACACUUGGAGUAAGCGGGAACAUCGCAUAAGAAAAGAUAAUAAUACUAUUUUGUUGACGCUUUCGUGAUGUAAAUCUAAAAAGUCGACUCGCACUUUUUAAAAUAUUUUUCGUGGCCAAACAUUGUGAUAGCAGUUUUCCCUGGAAUCUGUGUCUUACAACCGCGGAGGUGGGGAGAAGAAAGAUCAUCCUGAGAGACUGACACACACAGGGCAGGAGAAUGUACCAGACACUGACGCCUCUUAGUUCACAUUGCCCACCAGAGACCGAAGCAGCAUGCAGACCUGAGGAGAACCAACACUAGCUAGAACGUUCUUUCCCUCCUCCAGUCCUCCCAGCCACCAAUGUUCUGUGAGGCUCUCUAUCCUCUCCUCUCCCUGGGCAUAAUGAUCCAUCUCUACUGCUGAGCUCCACCUUACCCCACCUUACCCCCUAACCUCACCCCACCUUACCCCGUAACCUUACCCCUUACCCUGUAACCUUACCCUGUAACCUUACCCCCUGACCUUACCCCCUGACCUUACCCCCUGACCUUACCCCCUGACUCCGCCAUGACCAGUCUGAAGCGGUCUCAGACGGAGCGUUCGGUGGGCGGCUCGGUACCGGCCUCUGAUGAAUUCUACACCCGUCGCCUGCGCCUCCCCAAUGGUGGUGCCCCCCCACCCCGCUCUGAGAGCGCCCACCUCACCUCCUCUUCCUCGUCCGGCUCCUCUUCAUCCUCCACCCCGGGAGUUCCCAAGAUGGGGGUCAGGGCCCGCGUGGCAGACUGGCCCCCCAAAAGGGACGGAACGGGUGGAGUGUGGCACAUCACCGUAGAUACGGACUCUCCAAGUUCCACCAUGUCAUCUUCAGGUGGAGGAGAAUGCGGGUCGGGCGGAGAACGUGGGUCGGGUGGAGAAAGAGAACGAGAGCGGAGCUCGGGGUCGGGUUCAGGCUCAGGCUCGGCGCCCACGGCCCAUAGCAACCUGUCGGCUAAACUGGGCCACCUGAUCAGCCCUCAUGACUCCUCGAUGCUCCGGAACAUCCACAACACCCUGAAGAGCAAGAUGCACCACAGCAGACAUCACAGCAAAGACAACCGCUACCUGUCGCCAGACGGCUACCAGGGCUCGCCGCGUAAAGGCAUGAGGCGUAUCCGCCAGCGCUCCAACAGUGACAUCACGAUCUCUGAGCUGGAGGGUGACGGGGGCGAGGGCUGGUCCUUCUCCGGCUGGACGCCCAUGCACCGAGAGUACGGAAGCACCUCCUCCAUAGACAAACAUACGGGCUCAGGGGAGAGCUUCUUCGAUAUGCUCAAGGGUUAUACAACUCAGGAGGCUCCAGACCAGCGCAGCCCGGCACCGGACAGACUCAGGGAGCUGCUGACGGUCGCCCCGCACAAACAGGCUGCCUUAGAUCUGCCUGAUGGACCUCUGGGUACUGCCAGAGGUAGCCCCUCCAGUCGCCUGAAGGAAAGAGAGAAACAACUCAAGAGGAGAACCAAGUCGGAGACGGGCGGGGAGUCCAUCUUCCGGAAGCUUCGUAGCGUCAAGGCCGAGGGCGAAACUUCACGUGCCGGAUCAGACAUAGAAGACGGGGGGCGGGAGGACGGUAACAGCCCCAAACCCUGGACCUGUCAGAAGGGCUUCGCCCACUUUGACGUGCAGAGUAUCCUCUUUAACCUCAACGAGGCCAUCCAGGGACGACAGUCUGGUGGGAAACCCAAGAACACCACCACAGGAGCUUCUGCUGCCGCCGCCGCCGCCUCGGCCACUUCCUCCCUCUCGUCCAAUCAGAGCGGAGUAUACGGUGGGGGUGGGUCUCCGUGCGGGUCGCAGGAGGAGCUAAGUGGGAAGGAGGGGUGUCCGGGUACAGGAGGGGGACAUGGCACUAACCCUGCCCUGGAUCCUGGGGAUGACAAGAGCAAUGAACUGGUGCUGAACUGUCCCUGUUUCAGGAAUGAACUGGGAGGAGAGGGAGAGAGGACCAUCUGCCCUUCUAAACAGCAGGGUAGUAUAGGCAGUGGAGAGAGCUCUGGGGGGGGAGGUGGCUCAGAGGAGGGGCCCCUGGAGACCACUCUCCCCCACUUCACCAAUGCCGGGGUGGCCGUGUUGGAGGCCCCUAAAGAUGGACAGGGACAACACGCCGACAGGGCCAAACGAUCUGUAGAACACAGUGACCUGGGGUCCUACUACUACAGGAAAUACUUCUAUCUGAGGGAGCAUUGGAACUACCUGGGUGUAGAUGAGACUCUAGGUCCAGUUGCAGUGAGUCUGAGGAGAGAGAAACUAGAGGAACACAAGGAGCAUGGACAACAGUACAACUACAGAGUCAUCUUCAGAACCAGCGAGCUCACCACCCUGCGUGGGUCCAUUCUGGAAGAUGCUGUGCCCUCCACCUCUAAGCACGGCCUGGCUCGGGGUCUACCCCUCAAAGAGGUGCUAGAUUACCUGGUACCAGAGCUGACCGCCCACUGUCUCAGACUGGCUCUCAACACACCUAAAGUCACAGAGCAGCUGAUGAAGCUGGACGAACAGGGGUUGAGUUUCCAGUUGAAGGUGGGGGUGAUGUACUGUGCGUCGGGACAGAGCAGCGAAGAGGAUAUGUAUAACAAUGAUUCGGCAGGUCCUGCUCUGGAGGAGUUCCUUCAGCUGCUGGGGGAGAGGGUCCGACUGAAAGGAUUCACCAAGUACCGAGCCCAGCUGGACACCAAGACUGACUCAACAGGGACCCACUCCCUGUACACCACCUAUAAGGACUACGAGGUGAUGUUCCACGUGUCCACCAUGCUGCCCUACACACCCAACAACAAACAACAGCUCCUGAGGAAGCGUCACAUAGGAAAUGACAUAGUGACCAUCGUAUUCCAGGAGCCUGGGGCUCAACCCUUCACCCCCAAGAACAUACGCUCUCACUUCCAACACGUGUUCGUAGUGGUGAGAGCACAUCAACCCUGCUCUGACAACACCACUUACAGCGUGGCGGUCAGUCGUUCUCGUGACGUCCCGUCCUUCGGCCCUCCCAUCCCAGAGGGCGUGUCCUUCCCAAAGUCCUCCACAUUCCGGGACUUCCUUUUGGCCAAAGUCAUCAACGCAGAGAAUGCCGCCCACAAGUCUCACAAGUUCCGCGCCAUGGCGACACGGACACGUCAGGAGUACCUCAGAGACUUGGCAGAGCGCAACACCACGUCGACCCCCAUCGACCCGUCCGGGAAAUUCCCCUUCAUCUCAUUGGCUCACAAGAAGAAGGAGAAGAGUCGUCCGUAUGCGGGGGCGGAGCUUAGGAGCCUCGGCGCCGUCACGUGGGCGGUCCACGCAGAGGAUCAUGGAGCGGGAGGAGAGCUCGAAGCGCUAUUGGCUAUUUCCAACGACUUCCUCAUCCUAUUGGAUCAGGAGGCCAAGGCCGUGGUGUUUAACUGUGCUACUAAGGACGUGAUUGGCUGGACGCUGGGGAGUCCCGCCUCCAUGAGGAUCUUCUAUGAGAGAGGGGAGAGUGUGUCUUUGAGGUCUGUCAGUAACAACACAGAGGACUUCAGAGAGGUGGUGAAACGACUGGAGUACCUGACGAAGGGUUGUGAGACGUCUGAGAUGACACUACGUCGUAACGGGCUGGGCCAGCUGGGUUUCCAUGUCAAUUACGAGGGCAUUGUGGCAGAGGUGGAAUCGUACGGGUACGCCUGGCAGGCGGGGCUGAGGCAGGGCAGCCGAUUGGUCGAAAUCUGCAAGGUUGCCGUGGCGACUCUGACCCACGAGCAGAUGAUCGACCUGCUCAGGACGUCGGUCACCGUCAGGGUGGUCAUCAUACCCCCGCACGAAGACGCUACGCCACGCAGAGGUUGCUCUGAGCUCUACCGUAUCCCAGUGGUUGAGUAUAAGAGCAGUGGUGAGAGUGGUUCGUUUGACUACAAGUUCCCAUUCCGCAACAAAGACAACAAGUGGCAGAGAACCUCCAGUAGCCCCCAGCAGUCCCUGACGGCCUCCCCCCAGCCGCACACCCCCAACCGGGCCGUCAGCCUGGGGAGCUCUGGGGGGAAGACCCUGUCUGCUGAACGCCCAGAGAGAAACGCUGCUAUACCACGCAGUGUUAGUAGUGAUGGACGGCCACUGGAUACCAAGAGAAUGUCUCCAGGCAGUGAGAACUAUGCUCCGGUCUCCUCUCUGGCACUGGGCCGUUCUCCUCACAACCGAUCUUCCCUGUCCAACCUCUCCUUCUCCAGUGACACCUCGCAGCAUUGGAGGACUCAGAAGUCCAUGCCCGAGGGGUUUGGGGAACACAGACAACACUCCCCUCUGUCUACAGAGCGACAGGUGGUAGGAGAAGGCGGGGCUAGUGGCAAGUCCACACCUAAUUGGCCGAGAGUGGAGGAAGGGGGCGGGACCGACAGAGGUUCUACAGAUGCUCCUGUGUCCAAGUCUGGUCCUGGGUACUCCGGAGCACCACGCAUCCAGAGGCAGGAGCAGGUCAUGCACCACUCCCCCAAGAAGAGCUCCCAGCCUGAGGGUCCCUACUCCAGCAGUAACACCCUGUCCAGCACGGCCUCGAGCGGGGGCCACAGCGACACCGACAAGUGGUUCGACCUGGGGGGCCCCGGGGGACCAGGGGAGGCCCCUGACUCUGAACCCAACGGCCUGGGAGGGGGGUACCUCCAGGGGGCCUCAGCCGACAGCGGGAUAGACACCUCAUCCUAUGGAGGAGGGGGUGGGGGCCACUCACACCCCCACCAGGAGAGUUCUAGUUCCCUCUUGGCUCCUGGGGGUAGAGAGGGGAGGGAUAGAGCUCCAUCCCCCUGGCAUAGCCCCACCGAGGGGGGCAGGAGGGUCCUGGAGAGGUCCUCCCCGGCUGCAGAGAGCUCACAACCCCCAGGGGAGAGGGGGGAGAGAGGAGAAGGGGCGGCUAGGACUCCUCCAACAUGCCUACUGGUUGGAGAUGGCAGCUCGUACAGUCUGACUGAUGCAGGAUCCCACUCCAGUUCCAGAGGCCACUCCCCUCGUGAGGACUCUUCUUCCUCGGCCACCUCCCCUUGCUCCCAGACGUCAGUCUCCCCCAGCCCCAAGACCUUCUACCCCCGUCAGGGAGCCACCUCCCCUUGCUCCCAGACGUCGGUCUCCCCCAGCCCCAAGACCUUCUACCCCCGUCAGGGAGCCACCUCCAAGUACCUCAUUGGCUGGAGGAAGCCAGGAUCCACCAUCAACUCUGUCGACUUCGGAGACAACCGCAAGAAGUCUCCAGGGGAGGGAGGAGGAGGAAGUGGAGGCGAGGGGAGUGGCGGCGGAGGACGAGGGGGUCAGGAUGGGGGUAACAGCAGACCCCAUCACGCCCUCCAGCCACACCUCACCCACGCUAAGACCACCGCGGAGGACGACAUGAAGAGGCUGAGUCCAGACAGCCCUCCCAAACACAGACGACACAAGGUCAAGGUCAAGGUCAAGUCCUCGUCCUCAGGCCAGCCCCCUACCCGUCGGUCUCUCCACCGCACCCUGUCUGAUGAGAGUAUCUACCGGGGCCAGCGUGUCCCCUCUCUGAGGCUGGGGGACCUCGAACCAGACCCCAGCCUGGCUAGUGACGUGCUGUUCAGCUGCUCCACGUUGCCCCGUUCUCCCACCACCCGCGGGGUGCCCCUCAGACGACCUUCGUACAAACAGGGGAUCAAACUCCACGGGGAUCUGUCUGCGUCUGACACGUCAUUGGCUGAGAUGGUUGAGCGACAGCGCCACCCCCUUCCCCAGGAGCUGAUGCCCCUCCCCCCCUCUGAGAGCAGGGACAGCCCCCUGGACUGGACCCACCUGGUGGAUGUGGCCAAUACCUUCGAAAUCCAGAGAGGGUUUGUGUUCAGUGAUUCUAACCACAGAGGUAGUGGAGCCUCCAGCCCUCACCAGUCACAGCCCAGCCUGGAGAUACAGCCUGCCCCUCUGUCCAGACCCUCAUCCAGUGAGGGUCCAGCAGGUCUGGAGAGGAAUGUGACCAAGCUUGAAGCCGUGGUCAAGAUGCUACAGGAUGACCUGAAGAAGGAGCGUGAGGAGAAGCAGCGUCUCCAUCUGCAGAUCAAAAGGCUCUGGGAAGAUAACCAGCGGCUGCAGGAGGAGUCCCAGAGCUCUGCUGCCAAACUCAAGAAGUUCACAGAGUGGGUCUUCAACACCAUCGACAUGAACUGAGACAAACAGAGAAGGAGAGGAGGAGGGUUCUACCACAUUGACCAGAAGAGGAGGGGGAGGAAAAGGAGAAAGGAGAAGAGUAAAUGAAAAGAAAGAGGACCAGUCCCAAAAACAUUCCCCUUCUCCCUUGCACAAACGGAAGUACUGAUUCCACUCUCCAUGCCUCUUCCUUGUCCCUGGAAGUUCUUAUUUCACUCUCUGAAGUGCCAACUAAGGUUUCCUCUCUCAACUACCCACUGAAACUCAGGAUUAGCUAGAAGGACAGUCUUCUUCUGUUAAAUAAUGAAGGAUUCAUUUCAUACUGUGGGAUUUGAAGGGGAGCUGUGUGUGUAAUUGUGAUGGGCUCUCGGUACUGCCAGCUCAGAAGACUAGCGCUCCGUCCUCCUCCUCUCCUCCCUCACUGUCUGAGCUGACUUCACUCUGGAGGUGGUAGGAAGACUCCGACAUAAAGACAGACUUGUGUUUUACCCCAAUAGCCAGCCUCUCAGUGGCUGUACAGUACACCUCUUCGGCUAAGGCCUCAAAGCACAUAAGAGCACAGAGUAACAGGAGACUGUGGAAUCUCAUCUCUUCUUCUCCCUGUCUCCACUCUUCCUCCUCUGCAAAUUUGACUUGUCUGAUGCUACCUCUGUCUACACUACCCCAACAGACAGGCAGAUAGAUGGACGGAGGGAAGAGGCAGACAGACGGGAGGCAGACAGACAGACGGGAGGCAGACAGGCAGACGGGAGGCAGACAGGCAGACGGGAGGCAGACAGGCAGACGGGAGGCAGACAGGCAGACGGGAGGCAGACAGGCAGACGGGAGGCAGACAGGCAGACGGGAGGCAGACAGGCAGACGGGAGGCAGACAGGCAGACGGGAGGCAGACAGGCAGACGGGAGGCAGACAGGCAGACGGGAGGCAGACAGGCAGACGGGAGGCAGACAGGCAGACGGGAGGCAGACAGGCAGACGGGAGGCAGACAGGCAGACAGACAGCGGGGGGGAAGAGGCAGGCAGACACAGACAGACAGACAGCGGGAGGGAAGAGGCAGGCAGACACAGACAGACAGACAGCGGGAGGGAAGAGACAGACAGACAGCGGGAGGGAAGAGACAAGAAAACCAGCCCUGUGUUGCCAGCUGUUUUUUCUGUACAUUUAUAUUCCUCAAUCUACAGGGAACACAGAUCUGUAUGUAUUUCUGUAAGAACAAACACUUAGAGAGAAUGGAGACCCAUCUGUUCCUCACCUGUACAUAUCAACUAGCUAUCUGUGGUUUACUGUAUAGUCUGCAUUCUGACCAUCAACACAUUGUACCUGUACUGGUUUGGACCGGGGCAUUGAGAGGUACAUGGAGUCACUGUCAUUAGGCCAGGCGACAUCUGAAGGAGAACUUAACAAGAGUCAGUGUUUUUUUUUGUUGGUUUUGGUUGACAGACAUUCCUCUAUACUUCUCCCGUAGUGCCCCCUUACUAGUCUAGUUGGCCUGUAGUGUGUCACGAUCAAGCCUAUAUAGCUGGCAUACACAAGGCUACCAUACACACACUCUUACCCCACUACCAUACACACACUCUUACCCCACAACCAUACACACGCUCUUACCCCACACACACCUCUACCCCAUAACCAUACACACACUCUUACCUCAUAACCAUACACACACUCUUACCCCACACACACCUCUACCCCAUAACCAUACACACACUCUUACCCCACAACCAUACACACACUCUUACCCCACACACACCUCUACCCCACAACCAUACACACACUCUUACCCCACAACCAUACACACACACUUACCCCACACACACCUCUACCCCACAACCAUACACACCCUCUUACCCCACACACACUCUUACCACACAACCCCACACACACUCUUACCCCACAACCACGCCUCCACUGAAACCUCUGCCAUGUUAAAUCCUACAACUAAUUACAGAUGCUUGUGACACUUUGACCAAAGACCUGACAGCAAAAGAACUGUACUGUUUAGCCAGGACCGCUUCAAAACAACAAGCCAUCAUUAUCAAGGACUCCAGGAUCACAUGACAUGGGUGAAAUCAGGAGCAUAUUGGUGAUGAGGAACCGUGUAGGUCUUAAAAGCAAUAGCAAAGGAGUUACAACCAAACUUGGUCUCAGAGGAAAGAUCUGAAGUGGAAACAUGGCAUCAUAAGGUUUGAGGCAGCCGUCUUAAAGGAGAAUUCCACCCAAAAUGCAGCUUCAUAAAAUGCCUCAUAACGGCUGUAUGUCUUUAUUUUGCUACAUUUCUAUAUAUUGGAUUGUUGACAUACAAAACAUUUUGGGACUAUAUCAACAGUGGACUAAUGAAACAAAUACCACAAGAGUUGGGUCCUUUUUUUGGUUGGGGGGCGUGUAAGUUUCCUUUAACUUCUCUAAAAGCAAUGGGACAUCUCCUGCCUUUGGUAACGAGACGCUGAAGAGAAGGAAAGAAAGACAGAUGUUUUCUCUUCUCCAUCUCAAGGAAUGUUAAUUCUGUGAAAACUUUUAAAAUUCCGGUCGACGAGUCAUUUUAAUCGGGGUGGGG